This is a messenger RNA of Schistosoma haematobium, 3820 nucleotides long. RefSeq lists its product as uncharacterized. NCBI's taxonomy places the organism in Eukaryota, Metazoa, Platyhelminthes, Trematoda, Strigeidida, Schistosomatidae. Bases 997 to 1572 code for a protein of 191 amino acids. The transcript is spliced from 12 exons. The record is from RefSeq and is a predicted model, not a curated record.
UAUCUGCUGGUUGCUUGCAGAAUAAACUUCUACGUCUUGCCAAGACUUCUUGAUUGAGUUAUCUGACUAGGGAACAACGAACCAGAAUAGCCUAUCGAGUCGCUGAAUCCUUGAUCCUUUGUUCCGUUCCGAAUGAGCCGAAUCAGUGAUUGCAUUCAAGCUUAAUGAACCUAACAAUUUUAUCGCUACAAAAAUCACUCAGCAUACAUAAAAAAAGAGAAAUUAAAAUGUUUGUUAUUGGCCGAAGCAACACCUUCUAUGAACUUCCAGUUUACUUUCAAUGAAAUGCAUCGUCUUUCUUUUAUUACAAUCAGUGGCGAGUUUAAUCUACGUAACUGAAUACAUUCUAUUACACCUCUACGUGAUCAAUAAGACAUACUUCUAAUCAAUUUUGUCAGAACAUCUACUAACAGUCAGUGGCAUAAUGUGGUGUAUAAAUGGAAUAGUUGCGGAUUCGUCCAGAAGUUACAAUUUCAUAUUAACCGAUGAUGAUAUCGUUUUACCGAAUCUUUUUUUGAAAUAGAAUUCGAGUGUAAAAGUGUAAACUUUUACAAUCAAAGUAGUUUGUGCUACUUUCAUUCUAAACAAGCACAUCAAACAAUGAAACGUUGACAACCGAUAAACAGAUUAGCAUAGGCAACAAUCUGUUUAUUCGCAAACACAUGAGCACACAGUUUGGAAUACUAGUUAGUCAAUCACCCAGUUUAGAAUGCUGUUAAUCAGACCCGAGAGACGUUGCAUCAAUAAGUGUCAGGAAUGUCAACCAACGGUGGAUAAAUAUCAGCCCAUGUUCUCAAUAGCUAGAAGAAUAUUGAAUAACAAUGAGUUCAUCUAACACCAUGAUUGGUUAACAAUGAACAUAUGAUUUUAUCAAAUAUGAUCUUCUCAAUGGUCACUUUGAAUCAUCGAAUCAUGAAGAAACAAUAAAUCACUUUAAAAGUAUAUAUGAACCUGACAAUUUCUAUUAGAAGUUGACUUACUACAUUGAACGAGAAGAUGAGAUACAAUUUCUCUUCUGGUCUAUCGAUAACACUUUGUUUUAUCGCUGUCUUGUUUUACGAAUUCUUCGACUGUCAAGACAUCUGUCAACAACCUCAAUUAAAGGACUAUAAAAAAGUAGUUUAUGAAAAUGGUUCAUAUCUAAAUUCUCAUCAUUAUAAUUACUCAAUGCGAGUUAGACUUGAUCAGCCUAAUCCACUUGUGAAUUGCAGUCUCAAAAAAUUCUCUUUGAAUGAAAUAGUUACACCGAAAUUCUCAUUCAAAUAUUACGAUAGUGACGUUCAUGUUUUUGAUGUUUUUUCGGAUGGUUACAUACUUAUGAGAAGUGGUAUCUACCUCGGACAAUUUUCAAUUUUUACAUCAGACAACUUUGAUCGUGAAUUUGAAGUUUUGGAAAGGGAUGAAUUAUUCGCUGCCCGAUGGUUCUAUAAAGUAGAUAAUGUUACACGCACGAUAACUGGUCUGAUACAUCCGAGUAGGAAGAUAUCUAUCUAUUAUGAGGACGUAAGUUGCACAAUUGAAUGGAUAUAUAAUUUUGUUUCAAGUAGUUCUGAUUAUUCUACUAUUUCAUAAUAAUCAAUACUGUCACAUGUAUCAGUUUAAAUUGGACACGAUAGAAAGUGAUUAAAAUUUUGUUAUGUGCAAGCAGACAAUUUGACACUAUUGGUAACCUUGCAAUGGCACACAUUAUUCAAGCAAUUGUUGAAAACAGUAAACAAUUAGCAAGCAGAUGCUAUCAGAAGAAACAACUAUGUCUUCAUGCCAAAUGGUAACAAACAGUAUAUGUUAGAGCACUUUAUAGAAAGAGUCGCAUUCUGCCAGGCUAUAUUUCAUCUUCUGAAGAUUAGUUAUUCAGAACAUUCACUGUCGGACAUUCCAAGCACAGCAUCCUUGCAGUUAUUCACAAUCAAAUUUCAAUCCAAAUGGCGUAGUUGUUCAUUUCACAGAGUGUCACCUUAUUCCAUGUGAUUUGGCCACCCGUUCGAAUAUCUGAACUAACUGUUCCUCACAUCAACAUGUCUCAACAGGUUGCCUCUCUCUUGUUUAUUUCAUCACAUCUUUCCGUCUAUCAAUCGCAUAACCCAUUUAAGUGCGCUUAUGAAAGACUCACGAUUUUACGUCUUACAACGUACAAAAAGUGCAAUCAAAGAUAUUGUGAUGGAUGUCAGUAUGCAUUGAAAAAAUUAUCAUUGUUCUGAUGUGCAUUCCUGAACUGAUAACAUUCAACUGGUGAUCGCUGAAUAUGCUAUAGUCAGAAUACAUGAAGAAAUAAGGGAAGGAAACUUGUUUAAAUACUUUGUGCUGAGAAUCGCAUAUUGUGCCAAAAAUAUAAUAAUGAACAAAGCCACAAGACAGAAGUUGACAACUGAAGUAAUUCAAAAUAACUCUGUAGAUUGAAUGGAACACAUCUUUAUGACAACUGAGAUUAUCAGUGUGGUUGCGUGUCUUUAAAUAAGAUAAUCCGAUUGAUAACACAUAAGUUCGGUAAUUAAUUGGUUAACAGAUCUUCACCAUAAGCUUAAAUACGCUUUUUUUCAGAUUCCUACGCAAAUUACAAAAAGUGUGCUGCAACCGGAAUUCCUCGGUUCAUUUCAGUGUGAAACAAGUAGGAAACAUUUAAACGAAUGUUGUUAACAUUUUGAUGUACGGUGAUAUAUAUCAUCAAUCAUAAGUAUGAUGAAACUCACUUAACCAGAUGUCUCGAGUAAAAUAACCAAGUUGUAUGACUAUCUACAUCGCAAAAGUGUGAACGGUAAUUCAGAGUCAUCUCCCGCUUAUGGUUACGGAUUGACUGAUCAAGGCAGGGAUAUGUGAAUGACGGUAUUAUUCAGAAAAUAUAUCCACUGAUUUAUUCACUUACUCACUCACAGUACUACAAUCACACUUGCAGUCCUCAAUCACAACAUCACUUAUUGUAUGAGGAAGUGUGCUUUGUGUGAAACAAAAAUGAACGUGUGAUACUUGGAACUGACAUUUCAUUUAUAAAAUGCUCAAUCGUCAUGGUUCGAUGAGAUAGUCGUUUGUUCUUGAAAGAUGAAUCUGAGUUUGGAGACAAACGAUGAGUAUGAAACGAGACAUGAAAUAUUUGUUGAUCCGAAAUGGAUCAGAAGUGGCACUUUAUUGGAGUUUGAAGCCAUCGGGACAACUUGUGCAAAAUACAACUCGACUAAAGCAUGUCAAAGCGCAUCAACAUCGAAUGUGACAUGCAUUUGGUGUGAAAAAGCUAACACAUGCAUUGAAAGUAAUGAUCAGAAUACUCAUCAGCUUAAAGUAAAUGAUUGCCGUGUUGAGAAUAGCACGGAUGUUAAUGAUUUGAGCACAGCAACACCAAUCAAACACAUUGAAACAACUUUGGGGAUCACCGAAAUUCAGGUCAGUGAAAAAUUGAAGGAAACUACCGGAGACACUUAUCAAUACUCGAUUAUGACUACCCAAAUAACCAAAGAGAAUAACCGGGACCAAUCGUUUCAAUGUUUACAUAUUUUGAUACCCUUGACGGUCUCCUUUUUUACUGUCUGCAUCGGUUGUCUUAUUUGGAGAUGGUUGUAUAAGAAGUAGUAAAGUUGUUCAUGAUUCUCAGAAACGUCUUAUAUUUUGUUCUUCUUAUUCUGACCAAGUUGUUUCUAUUCUGUAUUUCAUUAGAAAACUUUAGAUUUAUUUAUUCAUUUCAGUAAUUUAGACAAUUUCUUUAUGGAUUCAUGUACCAUUCUUAGCUGAUUAACGUAUUAACUGGUGGAAUACUGUUGAUAAAACACCAAACAUGGUUCCCUAUAUUUGCGUCAUUGUUUUCACUCAAUAAAUAAUGAUUUGUUUCACAAGC